Molecule: messenger RNA, 1749 nt
Organism: Rhinocladiella mackenziei CBS 650.93
Lineage: Eukaryota; Fungi; Ascomycota; Eurotiomycetes; Chaetothyriales; Herpotrichiellaceae
Exons: 7
Coding region: 1-1749 (582 amino acids)
Biological process (GO): transmembrane transport
Molecular function (GO): transmembrane transporter activity
Source: RefSeq, a predicted model, not a curated record
AUGGCAAGAAAGGCGCCUGUCGCAAGGGCGACGGUGCCAACCUAUAAAAUCCUCGGUGAAAUCCCCGUCUCCCAUCGUGUUCCAACUCAUCUUUACACGGGAGUAGCUAUGGCAGACUUAGACAAUCUACCAGAGGGCAGUACGCACUCUGACUUGGAAAAGGACCAGAGAGAGCGUCCAAGAGAAUUGCACCGGGUGAAGUCAACUGGUGUCGAAGAACUCCCCCAGAACCAGGUAUCUUUCCCACUCAGUCUCGAUGGAGAUGAGAAAGAGACCCCGGGCCCAACAGAGGCCCAGUCGCAUAGCUACGAGGUAAAGGAAAUCGCGACGAGUGAAGGAAGCAUCAAGAAAUACAAACUGGUCACUUUCUCCCCGUCGGACUUGGAAAAUCCGAAAAACUUCUCCCCGGCACGCAAGUGGCUCAUUACUAUGACUUUGGCCUGGACGUGCUUUGCUGUGGCUUUCUCUUCUUCCGUGAUCACGCCUGGUAUUGGAGGUGUAGCAGAACGCUUUGGCACCUCGGAAGAGGUGGCUUUGCUUACUAUUACUUUGUUUGUCAUUGGAUUUGGUGUUGGACCUCUGGUUUUUAGCCCACUUUCGGAGCUCUACGGUCGAUGGAUCAUCUAUGUGAGCACUUUUGGGGUCGCUGUCAUCUUCAUGAUCCCCUGUGCCGUCGCGCAAAACAUUCAGACGCUGUUGGUGUGUCGAGCAAUCGAUGGGAUUGCUAUCAGUGUCCCUGUGGCCAAUAUCGGUGGUACUCUAGCGGAUUUAUGGCGACAAGAAGAGCGUGGCGUUCCUAUGGCAGUUUUCAGCGCAGCGCCUUUCCUGGGCCCAAUUUUCGGCCCUCUGAUCGGAGGCUUCACGUAUGAGAACCUCGGUUGGCGUUGGUUGUACUACCUGCAACUUAUCCUGACGGGCUUCCUGUACGCAUGUAUGCUCCUUUUCGUCCCAGAAACAUAUGCACCAACCAUUCUUUCACGACGAGCGAAGAAAUUACGAAAAACUACUGGGGACGACAGCUAUGCGGCUGAGCACGAGCUCAUCCAGCAUUCGUUCAAGCAUAUAGCUCAGGUGUACCUAGCUCGACCCCUGAGGCUGUUGUUCACGGAACCGAUUGUCACUCUCUUUUCUCUCUACGCCGCCGUGCUGUACGGCCUCAUCUACAUGUUCUUUGUUGCGUAUCCCCUCGUGUUCGGCGAAGGCAAAGGAUUUUCAGCGGGUAUUACAGGACUAAUGUUCCUCCCCAUUACUGGCGGCAUCAUGAUCGGAGUUUGCUGUGCUCCUCUCGUCAACCGGCAUUAUUUGUCUCUGCGAGCGAAACAUCAAGGCAUGCCUCCUCCCGAACUGCGAUUGAUUCCGAUGAUAUUCAGUGCCUGGUCUAUACCAAUAGGCAUGUUUAUCUUUGCAUGGACCUCCUAUCCUCGCCUAUCCUGGGUUGGGCCCUGUCUAGCUGGGUUUCCCAUUGGCCUUGGAUUCGUCUUUCUCUACAACGCGCUCAACAAUUACAUUGUGGACUCAUAUCAACAUACUGCUGCUUCUGCGGUCGCCGCAAAAACACUCAUCCGAUCGAUAUGGGGCGCCUGCACUGUUCUUUUUACGAUUCAGAUGUAUGAUAAUCUGGGCUACCAAUGGGCUUCAAGUCUACUUGCUUUCAUCGCGCUAGCUUGUUGCUUGAUCCCUAUCCUCUUAUAUUACCAGGGUCCUGCGAUUCGCAAGCACUCGAAGUUCGCCUAUUCUGGCGAAGAUUGA